AUCACAUGGCAUAACUGCCACACUUCCUCAAAGUGUAAACAGUGAUGAUUUCAGAGGUGUGUGAAGUUCUCUAGGAGGUCAUGAGGAACUAAUAAUGUUUUAAAGUAUUUCUGUGACACGAUGUGUCGUUUAAAGCUGAAUACAAGGCAGCAUCGCCUCUUUGAGUGGAAAUCAACUGAAUGGAACAAGUGUUAAGGAUUGUAUGCUGAGGAGGAAUGGGUUUCUUUCCUCGCUGGUCCAAAUGGAGAAUAAAGGGAACGAUGAGGUGGAAAAACUGAAGACGAAGUUCUUGUCAGUGUGGCACAAUAUGAAGUACAGUUGGGCUCUUAAAUCAAAGACGUCGUUUAGUAGAAAUUCCCCAGUGCUGCUUCUGGGGAAAUGCUACCAUUUUAAAGCUGAAGAUGACGACAGUCUUGCUGAAGCCUGCUGUGAUGCCUCUGAUGAGAACUGCACCAUGGCGGAUGUGGAGGCUUUCCGUAGGGAUUUUGCAUCCCGUGUGUGGCUGACGUACAGAGAAGAAUUCCCUCCUCUUCCAGGCAGCACGCUGACCUCUGACUGUGGCUGGGGCUGCAUGCUGAGGGCCGGACAGAUGAUGCUGGCUCAGGCUCUUGUUCUGCACUUUCUGGGCAGGGACUGGACCUGGUCAGAGGCUCUGACACUGCAACCUUUAGAUGCAGAAACAUGGACCACCACUGCGGCCAAGCGUCUCGUUGCCUCUUUGGAGGCUUCCCUGCAGGGCUCCACCAGGACUUCCAAUAACAGUCCAUCUCUUCCACCUCAAGUCCAGGUACUGGGAUCUGCCGAGGAGGCAGAUGUACAUUUAAAGGAGAUGUACCACCGCUCUCUGGUCUCCUGGUUUGGGGACAGCUACACUGCUCCAUUGGGUCUGCAUAGGCUUGUUCGUUUAGGCCUGACAAUGGGAAAACAGGCAGGGGACUGGUAUGGACCAGCUGUUGUGGCACACAUCCUCAAGAAAGCUGUUGAGGAAGGGAUGGACCCUGGCUUGGCGGGUGUAACUGCCUAUGUCUCCCAGGACUGUACAGUCUACAGUGCUGAUGUCGUCGAUUGCCACAGGGCACCCAGUGCAGGGCAGGCCUCUGAGACAUCAGAUGCUCCUCAUCUAGCGGCGACCAACCAACCAGCAUCUGCACCCGUCUCGCCCGACAACCGAGCUGUUAUCAUUCUCAUCCCUGUGAGGCUGGGAGGGGAGAGGACAAACCCUGAGUAUUUUGACUUUGCAAAGAGCAUUCUCAGUCUGGAGUAUUGCAUAGGUAUCAUCGGAGGAAAGCCCAAACAGGCCUGCUACUUUGUGGGAUUUCAAGAUGACAGCUUGAUUUACAUGGACCCUCAUUACUGUCAGUCUUUUGUGGAUGUCAGCACCAGCGAUUUCCCUCUCCAGUCAUAUCAUUGCCCCUCACCAAAGAAGAUGCCUUUCAGCAAGAUGGACCCAAGCUGCACCAUUGGUUUCUAUUCCAGAAGCGUUCAAGACUAUGAGAGAAUCAGGGAAGAACUAUCAAAGGUGCUGCAGCCUUCACCAAAGGAGAAAUACCCGGCGUUCACUUUCAUGCAAGGUCACGGCAGAGAUUACGCCCUGGCAGCGGGCCUGACCCCCGAGAAGCGAGAAUGGCCCUUCAUCCGUGAUACACGAACAGUCACUACUGCUGGGGACUUUGUGCUGCUUUGACAGCCCUGUUGAAAAGUACUGUUACAUAUAUAUAUAUA
Melanotaenia boesemani (Boeseman's rainbowfish) is the source of this 1722-nucleotide messenger RNA. RefSeq names its product autophagy related 4C, cysteine peptidase (gene atg4c). Bases 203 to 1684 code for a protein of 493 amino acids. The transcript is spliced from 11 exons. NCBI's taxonomy places the organism in Eukaryota, Metazoa, Chordata, Actinopteri, Atheriniformes, Melanotaeniidae. The record is from RefSeq and is a predicted model, not a curated record. Gene Ontology annotation, molecular function: protein-phosphatidylethanolamide deconjugating activity.